Messenger RNA from Branchiostoma belcheri (Belcher's lancelet), 2310 nucleotides. Its product is annotated as carboxypeptidase N subunit 2-like. NCBI's taxonomy places the organism in Eukaryota, Metazoa, Chordata, Leptocardii, Amphioxiformes, Branchiostomatidae. Gene Ontology annotation, molecular function: protein binding. The coding region runs from base 118 to 2151 and encodes 677 amino acids. The transcript is spliced from 3 exons. The record is from RefSeq and is a predicted model, not a curated record.
CUUAAGCUUUGAGACGUACCUGAUUGCACGACACGCCAGUCUGUGCCAGUUGUUGCAGACAUAGCCACCAAACAAGAUUCCCUUACUCCUGAAACCGACCAUCCUUUUCAGGUUAACAUGGCCGCCGUAUCACGAGUCCAUGUGAUCUUUGUACUCGUGUGCUUUGUGCUGUUCCAAGCUGCGGAAGCACGUUGCCCCGAUGGUUGUGAUUGUGAGCCAGGAAUUUUUCCUGUCGACGUGACUUGUACUGGAGAGAAGAUUUUGAGCAUACCCCAAAAUAUACCCAUCUUCACCACCUCUCUAACCAUCACCAAUACCGGCAUCACUGAGGUCCGUGCUGAUGAUCUGAAAGCUCUAAAACGGCUUAGAACCCUCCUGCUGCCAAAUAACAAGAUAUCAACAAUCGAUGCAGGUGCAUUCGACGAACUCAGCCGCCUUGAGUUUUUCGAUAUCUCCGGUAACGUCUUAGAUUCGUUUCCCUCUGGGCUGUUCAAGAACUGCCGGCUCCUCAAGGAACUGAACGGAGCCUCUAACCACAUUUCUUCAUUACCUGAAGAUUUGUUGUCAGGUUUAGCUCACAUCGAGUCAUUGAAUUUGUAUGACAACAAUAUCACCGUCCUCAGCCCAAAUAUUUUCAAAGAUACAUCAAGACUGAACAGCCUAGACCUUAGCAAUAAUAAAAUAACGAAGAUAUCGAAAACUCUCUUUUCCAACACACGGUUAAACAAAAUUGUACUGAACGACAACAUGAUAUCUACCAUUGAUGACGGUGCAUUUGCAGGAAUGGAAACACUAGGUAGUAUAGAUAUCUAUCUCCACAAUAACCAGUUAACAUCCGUUACAAACAAUACUUUCAAGAUAAGCGAACGGGGAGGAAUAGAAACGUUGACCCUUCAUGACAACAAGAUAGCAACUUUGGAAUCAGGAUCACUUGAAAGUGCAGACCAAAUGUCAGAACUGGAUCUCAGCUACAACAUGCUAGCCCAAGUUUCUUUGCCAGGGUUAAGAUCAAUUGAAACAGUGUCUUUGAACAGUAACAAGUUAAAACGCCCUCCAGCAGGACUCAGUGACGCCGCCGAAACAUUGACGACUUUAGACCUCUACGAUAAUGAGAUGGAUGAGAUUCCCGCUGGUGCCUUUCAGGGUUUAAGGAACCUUAACCGUUUAAAUCUUGCAAAUUCCCUCAAGGUCAACGGUACACUUAACGCACAGGCCUUUUGCAACCUUCGCUCCCUAGAGUCUCUGGUUUUAGAUGAGGAUCAUUUGCAGUCUGUUCCCACCGACGCUUUGAAUUGCAUAACAACCUUGACAUCCCUGACACUGUCUUACAACCGGAUAGACAACGUCACUUCUGACUUCGGCAAGUCUUCCAAUCUACUAGAGCUGUACUUAAAGGAUAACAGCAUCAGUAUGGUACCUAUCAAUAUCCUCAUGCCCUACACAAACCUGGUUCGGAUUGAUAUGACUUCUAACUCAAUCACCCACCUGUCUAGCAAUUCGUUCCCAAAUACCAAGUUGGCUACCCUUGUACUAGAAGGUAACCACAUCAGCUUUAUCGAAAGCGGUGCUUUUGUCGGCCUGUCUAGUUUGGAAACAGUUAACCUUGCCAACAAUCAAGCCAGCUAUCUGCCUGGUAACAUUUUCUCGGGCUUCAAAAACUUGAGCAAAGUGUCGCUUGACAACAACCCCUGGGCAUGUGAUUGUUUAAUGAAGGAUUUCGCCCGCUGGCUUAACAUGUCAGACCCAAUGCUCGAGAUUGAAGUUGAAUGCCGCUCUCCUUCUAAGUACUUCGGAAAGAAGUUACGUGACUUGGACGUUGAUGAACUCACUUGUGACGACUGUAAACCACAAACGUCCGCGCCAAAGAUCGACCAAUCAGGGGGGCAGGUGCAAGGUACUGUGGGUAAAGACACAGUCCUGACGUGUAACGUGACGGCCUGUCCUCAGGCAGAAAUCUUCUGGACAAUUCCUCAGUCUCCUGGAGUAGAGCUGUCCAAGUAUUCCACUCAGUACAAUAAGUUCCAAGUGAACAAUUUGAAUGGAACAUUAACUGUGAAGAACACCAUUGCCAGCGAUGCCGGGGAUUAUCACUGUAAGGCAUUCAAUGGUCUGGGCUCUGAUUCUAAGGUUGUGAAGCUAACCGUUAUGUAAGUUCAAGCUGAGUAGAAAUAUCCUGCCUGGUUACGAUGUACUUAUCACUUUGUGACCCUGUGUUUGAAAUUAUAAAAAUGCACUGUAUAUAUAGUAAGGACUUAAAAUGAUGGCGAAACAUUUCCCACAUUUUAUGGCGUCUGAAGACGAUUUUACUGU